AUGACUCCUCCACCCUUGUCGACUUCUUUAACCACUCUCCUCAACAUUCAGCACCCUAUCAUGCUAGCUGGCAUGGAUCAAGUCGCAGGGCCUGAACUUGCAGCAGCUGUGACCAAUGCUGGUGGAUUCGGUACCUUAGGUGGAGCGCGGUACACGCCGAAGAUGCUGCGCGAGAUGAUUGCAGAGAUGAAAGGCUUGCUGAAUGACAAGAAUGCCCCAUUCGGAGUAGACUUGCUACUACCACAAGUUGGCGGAAGCGCGAGGAAGACAAAUUACGAUUACACGAAAGGAAACUUGGCCGAGCUAUUAGAUAUUGUGAUUGAGAGUGGAGCGAAGCUCUUCGUGUCAGCCGUGGGCGUGCCUCCACACUGGGCAAUCGAGAAGUUACACAAGGCUGGAGUGUUGUAUGGCAACAUGAUCGGUCAUCCAAAGCAUGUUCACAAAGCCUGCCGUGCAGGUGCAGACAUCAUCAUUGCGCAAGGUGGCGAGGCAGGCGGGCACACUGGCGACAUAGCCACCAGUGUGCUAAUACCCGCCUGCGCCGACAUCUGCAGAGAAUACAUCUCCCCACUGACCUCCAAACCCGUGACCCUCGUCGCAGCAGGUGGGAUUAACGAUGGUCGGAGCGUUGCUGCGGCCCUCAUGCUCGGAGCGAGUGGAGUCUGGAUCGGCACACGCUUCAUCGUCUCAAAGGAGAGCAAGGCACCCCAGAUCUUCAAAGACCAGGUCAUCGCUGCGGAUUACGAUAGUUGGGUCAAGUUGACCGUUUGGAGUGGGAGGCCGCUAAGAGCGCUGAGGAACCCGUGGCUGACGGACUGGGAGGUCAAUCGCCAGCAGGAGAUCAAAGAACUUAUGGACAAGGGGAUCGUGCCGGUGGAUUUUGAGUUGGAUCGGUUGCACAAGGAGGGCAAGUUGACGGACGAGAUUGAGGAUGCCGCGGCGUUGAGGCAAGUGAUCGCGCGGUCUCCAUUAUGUUUACUUUGA
Messenger RNA from Paraphaeosphaeria sporulosa, 984 nucleotides. RefSeq names its product oxidoreductase. NCBI's taxonomy places the organism in Eukaryota, Fungi, Ascomycota, Dothideomycetes, Pleosporales, Didymosphaeriaceae. The transcript is spliced from 4 exons. The record is from RefSeq and is a predicted model, not a curated record. Gene Ontology annotation, molecular function: nitronate monooxygenase activity. Bases 1 to 984 code for a protein of 327 amino acids.